AGAGAGGGCGAUUUAGAUUCUGAGGAAAACGAAAGAACCCCCAUAGAGGGCGGGACCUGUGCAUUAGAAGAUUUCAAGAAAAAAUUUCCAAUGAAAGACGAAUUUUAUACUGACAAGGACCGUGCGGCUAGCGUGGCGUAUGGAACAAAGGACAUUAAAGUCAGCUUACAAGACAAAGAAGAACGAGAAAUUCGUAAGAUGAAACCAGGCGAAAAGAAAUCAACAAUCUGUCUCACUCAAGGAGAGCACGAAAGUCGACAAGGAAAUGUAAAAAGUGCCAUUCACUUCUUUAACAAGGCCCUAGACGUCCAUCCCACUAAUAAGGACUGUUUGGUAGCACGUUCCAAGUGUUACUUACAACUAGGAAACAGCGAAGCUGCUCUCCGAGAUGCUGAGACAGCACUUGCUGAAGAUAAGGAAUGUGUUCGAGCACUUUAUCAAAAAGCUGAAGCCUUGUUUACAAUGGGUAAUUUCGAAUACGCAUUGGUGUUCUAUCACCGAGGUCACAAACUGCGACCUGAAAUAGAGGAGUUCAAACUUGGCAUUCAAAAAUCUCAAAAAGCCAUAGACAAUUCCAUCGGAAAAGAAGCAGGAAUAAAGCUUGGGAUCAAGAGAGAUUCAACGUGCAAGAGAGGAAAAGCAUCAAGUGGUCGUGGCAACGUAGAUUCCACUUUACUGACAGAAGAACAUAAAAAUACCAAACUGCUCCUCGGCGAGCUAGCUGUUGAUAAAAUGUUUAUUGAGAAAUUACUCAAAAAUAAAGAUCUGACUCGUACUAAAGGUAAAGAAGUUUGUGAACAUGCCCAGGACGCCUUAGAUUUCCUUCAGUCGCGGCAAAAUUUUUGGCACCAACAAAAACCUCUGUACGUUAGGGAGCGCCACCGUCGCUUUGCUCGAGCACGUGCACGAUCAGGGGGCAACAGAAGGGGAAGUAUCGUCGGUCAAAACGAUAAGUUUGAAAAAGCUGAAGAGAAACGAAAACAACAAAAAGAUCAAGAAGCGAGAAAGAAAAUAACUAAACAAGUUAUGGAAAUGUUGGAAGAGAUAGAUGAUGCGUUGUGUAAUGGACAGUACCAGAAGAGCCUUGAUAAGGGUAAUGCUCUAACAAAGUUUCUUGACGAUUGUCCAGAGGAACAUCUUCCCAAUAAAACCGAGAUUUUAGCCACAGUUUACAGCAACAUAGGUUCUGCACACAUGGAAUUAGGUGAUCUCGGGGCAGCCCUGCAGUUUCAUCAAAAAGACUUGGAGCUGGGAGAGCUACAUAACCUUGAAGAAUGUCGAUCCAGAGCUUUGGACAACAUCGGACGAAUAUUUGCUUUGAGACAUGAGCUUGAUAAAGCCAUCGAAGUGUGGGAAAUGAAAAUCCCACUGUGUAAUUUGACCAUCGAGAAAGCAUGGCUGCACCACGAGCUCGGACGGUGCUAUUUGGAGUUAAACGAAGACAUAAAGGCGAAGGAGUAUGGUAAAAAAUCAUUGGAGUAUGCUUCAGAAGCGAAAGAUGUAGUGUGGCAAUUGAACUCGAGCGUGCUAAUUGGACAUGCUGAAGUUAUGGGAGGGAACUUCGAGGAAGCAUUAGAAGCUUUCGACGUGGCUCUAAGAUUUGCCCGACAGCAUAAAGACAGUAGUAUCCAGAGAGUCCUCAAGUUGGCACAAAGCAAAAUUUUAAAACAGAUAGAAGAAGUUAAAGAAGUAUCCAAAACCACACCUCUAACUGAGAAAAAAGCGGAGUCAUCUUCAAAUACAUCAAAACCAGAUACAGAAAACUCUGGCAUAGACAACUUCAGAACGAGUCCAGAUGUCCAUAACAAAAGCAUAAAUAAAAAGAAAGGGCAACAUUUUUCUCUAAGACAUUACUAUAAAAUAUCUCACGAGAGAGAUUU
Limulus polyphemus (Atlantic horseshoe crab) is the source of this 1880-nucleotide messenger RNA. Its product is annotated as tetratricopeptide repeat protein 25-like. Gene Ontology annotation, cellular component: cytoplasm. Lineage: Eukaryota; Metazoa; Arthropoda; Merostomata; Xiphosura; Limulidae. Gene Ontology annotation, molecular function: protein binding. The transcript has 11 exons. The record is from RefSeq and is a predicted model, not a curated record. The annotation marks the transcript as partial.